AUCAAGAUGAACACUGUUAAAAUAGCUUGUGUAUUUUUACUUUUAUUGAUCCACCAAAUUCACACACUGAGAUGUCGUUCAGGUAAUCAACAGAUAAGCAAUGAAUUUCGAAGGACAAUGCAAAAAUGUAAAAAUCAUUACAGUGGCUCAAGUAGAACUGGUGAUGAUAAUUUUUCAUCAAGCAACAAUGAUAAUAGCUCAGAUGAAGAUUCAAAUUCUGAUGAAAUAUUAUUUGAGCAUGAUUUUUUUACUGGAUCAAGAAAAAACGACUCACAAUCAAUGGGACGAGAUGAAAUGCGCAACAAUCAAAGAAAUGAUCGGAAUAAUCGUAAUAAUUUUUCGAAUUCUCGAAAUAAUUCAAAUAUGGGAUCAAAUCGAAUGUCAAAUGGCAAUUCAAAUAAUAAUUGGAAUGCGAAACGAAACAAUCGAGAUAUGGAAGAUGAUGAUAAUAGUAAUAAUGGUCAUUCUGGACAGUCCGUAAGUUAUAUAGUUGAUCAACGUGGUUACCCAGAACGUUCAGCAGUAACAGGCACAUUAAUGAGAGGUGUUCAAGAUCCAAUGCUUCGUGAUUUUAUUGAAGAAUCAAUAAUGGAAUGUUUCCAUUUUGUUAGCUCAAUUAUGAAUCAAGACAAGUGUAAAUUUUCUGAACGUUUAUUUACAUGUUUUGCUGAAAAAGGAAGAGAGGCAGGAGAUUUUAAAAAAAAAAUGAUCCAGUCAUAUAUUAAUUAUUUGAAAUUUUAUGAAUUUUUAUUUUCUUACUUUUUUCAGGGUUGUGAAGAUUGGGACGAAAACUACUAA
Molecule: messenger RNA, 798 nt
Organism: Aphidius gifuensis
Lineage: Eukaryota; Metazoa; Arthropoda; Insecta; Hymenoptera; Braconidae
Gene: Obp59a
Product: probable serine/threonine-protein kinase dyrk1
Exons: 4
Coding region: 7-798 (263 amino acids)
Molecular function (GO): odorant binding
Source: RefSeq, a predicted model, not a curated record